Molecule: messenger RNA, 1188 nt
Organism: Aspergillus oryzae RIB40
Lineage: Eukaryota; Fungi; Ascomycota; Eurotiomycetes; Eurotiales; Aspergillaceae
Product: glycoside hydrolase family 71 protein
Exons: 3
Coding region: 1-1188 (395 amino acids)
Biological process (GO): mating projection tip cell wall disassembly
Molecular function (GO): glucan endo-1,3-alpha-glucosidase activity
Source: RefSeq, a predicted model, not a curated record
AUGAAGCUCGCGAAAGAAGCCCAUAUUGAUGCAUUCGCACUCAAUUUUGCUGCCUCACUCACAGACAUGUAUCCCUUAGCGUCUGCUUUUCAAGCCGCGGAGUCCACCGGUUUCAAGCUGUUCCUUUCCUUUGAUUAUGCUGGUGCGGGGCCAUUCGAGGAAUCCGUCGUGAUAGGCAUCAUAAAGAUAUUCAGCAGUCAUUCGGCGUAUUAUAAAUACAAAGGAAAGCCCUUUGUGUCUACCUUCGAAGGGCCCGGGAAUGCAAAAGACUGGGAAGAGAUCAAAGAAAAGACAGGAUGCUUCUUUGUGCCGUCAUGGUCUUCCCUGGGUGCAAAGGAUGCUCUGGAGCUAGGCACCGCGGAUGGAUUAUUCAGUUGGGCCGGUUGGCCGUGGGGCAACAAAGAUAUGGAUACGUACGUUGAUGCAUCCUACUUAGAUUAUCUUGAUCAAGACUAUGGCAAGCCAUAUAUGAUGCCGGUCUCACCAUGGUUUUACACCAACCUCCCUGGAUAUGAUAAGAAUUGGCUUUGGCGAGGUGACAAUCUCUGGACAGACCGUUGGGAACAAGUCAUGGUGGUUCAACCAAGCUGGUUGCAAAUCAUCAGCUGGAAUGACUACGGUGAAUCCCAUUACAUUGGCCCUCUUCGAGAUAUCGACAACUAUGAAGCUUUUAAGGUGGGCAAGGCACCAUUCAACUACGCCCAUGGCAUGCCUCAUGAUGGCUGGCGUCUCUUCCUACCCUACUGGAUAGACAUGUACAAGAAGGGGAAAGGCACGAUCACUAAGGAGGGUGUGGUUGGGUGGUAUCGGCCGAACCCUGUCGCUGCCUGCAAGAACGGUGGUACAACAGGGAAUACGGCCAGUCAGCUGCAGCUUGAAUUUGAGCCUGCUCAGGUGGUUCAGGACAAAAUUUUCUUCUCUGCACUACUUACUUCCUCGGCUACCGUCACUGUCACUGUCGGAGGCGUAUCCAUCCCCGCUACAUGGGAGUUUAUCCCGGACGGCGGGGUUGGUGUGUACCAUGGAAGCGCGGGAUACGGGGCGUUUCUGGGGGAUGUGAAGAUUUCUAUCUCUCGUUCCGGUGCUACGAUCGCGGAGUUCAGCGGCACAGCCAUCACAACAAGCUGUAAGGACGGUUAUAGCAAUUUCAAUGCGUGGAUCCAAAGUCAGCACCCAUGGAGCUCCUGA